AUGGCGGACGUAAUCACCGAAGGAAUGGCCAAGCUCCAGCUGGAUGAAGAAACAGGGGAUUUGGUCUCUAAGGCCGAAUUGAAGAAAAGAUUGGCAAAACGUGCGAAGAAAGCAGCACAAGCAAAAGCGAAAUCAGAAGCACCAUCCAAAGAAGCUGCGGCCUCCAAGCCUAAGAAAGUAGAAGAGACUAAAGCAACAGAACCAUCAAAUGUCUUUACCCAGGGAUUUCUCUCAGAGGUGUACAAAGAGCGUCCUGUCAAACCAAUCUUCACUCGAUUUCCGCCCGAGCCUAAUGGAUACUUACAUAUUGGUCAUGCCAAAGCUAUUGCAAUCAACUUUGGAUUUGCUAAACAUCAUGGCGGCCAGUGCUAUCUGAGAUUCGACGACACCAACCCUGAAGCAGAGGAAGAGAAAUAUUUCACAGCUAUAAAAGAGAUGGUAUCAUGGUUAGGCUUCACACCUUAUAAGAUCACACAUUCAAGUGACAAUUUCGAUAAACUCUACGAGAAAGCAGAAGAGCUCAUCAACCUAGGGGGAGCUUAUGUCUGCCAUUGUGGUGAUGCCGAAAUCAAAGCCCAGCGAGGAGGCGAGGCACGAGGUCCGAGAUUCAGAUGCGAGCAUGCAAACCAAUCCAUUGAAGAAAAUUUGAGAAAAUUCAGAGCUAUGCGAGAUGGCGAAUACAAACCUAGGGAGGCUUUCUUGCGCAUGAAGCAGAACAUUGAAGAUGGAAACCCUCAGAUGUGGGACCUGGCAGCUUAUCGAGUCUUGGAUGCUAAACACCAUUUAACGGGAGAUAAAUGGAAGAUAUACCCAACAUACGACUUCACUCAUUGUCUUUGUGAUAGUUUUGAGAACAUCACACACUCGCUCUGCACCACUGAGUUUAUCUUAUCCAGAGUAUCAUACGAAUGGUUGAAUAGUACUUUGAAGGUAUACGAACCAAUGCAGAGAGAAUAUGGUCGAUUAAGCAUUACGGGCACUGUUCUUUCGAAGAGAAAGCUCAAGAAACUUGUGGAUGAUAACUAUGUGAGGGGCUGGGAUGACCCAAGACUAUACACAUUGAUUGGAAUCAAAAGACGCGGUGUACCCCCAGGAGCCAUCCUUGAGUUCAUUAAUGAAUUGGGAGUAACGACAGCUCCUACCAAUAUCCAGCUCGCUCGUUUCGAUCAGACUGUUCGUAAGUACUUGGAGCUCACAGUCCCUAGACUUAUGUUGGUUCUGGACCCUAUACCUGUAGUUAUCGAGGAUGCCGAAGAGUUGGAACUUGACAUACCAUUUUCAUCUAAAGUACCUGCGAUGGGAGGCCACAAGGUCAAGUUGACCAAAACUGUUUACAUUGAGAGAAGCGAUUUCAGAGAGGUUGAUAGCAAAGAUUACUUCCGUUUCGCUCCUGGAAAAUCCGUCGGUCUACUACACGUUCCAUACCCAGUCAAGGCAGUCUCAUUUUCCAAAGAUGGAGACAAGGUCACAGAAAUUCGUGCCGUCUACGAUAGAGAAGGCAAGAAGCCAAAGACUUACAUUCAUUGGGUUGCAGAGGGCUCAAAGAAUGUUGAAGUCAGAAUAUUCAAUUCCCUUUUCAAGAGCGAGAAGCCAGAUGACGCCGUAGGUGGCUUCCUGAAUGAUAUCAAUCCAGAUAGCGAGGAAGUCUGGCCUAACGCUGUCAUUGAGUCUGGAUUUGAUGAAGUACGAGGACGAGCUCCAUGGCCAGAAGCUGCCGGAGAGUCAGAGCUUGGGAAGGGAGGUCCCGAAUCCGUCAGAUUCCAAGCUAUGCGUGUCGCAUAUAUGGCAAUGGACUCGGACUCAACUGAUGAUAAGAUUAUACUGAAUCGUAUUGUCAGCUUAAAGGAGGAUGCUGGAAAAUAG
Molecule: messenger RNA, 1863 nt
Organism: Sclerotinia borealis F-4128
Lineage: Eukaryota; Fungi; Ascomycota; Leotiomycetes; Helotiales; Sclerotiniaceae
Source: the annotation of a GenBank genome assembly